Molecule: messenger RNA, 666 nt
Organism: Caenorhabditis briggsae
Lineage: Eukaryota; Metazoa; Nematoda; Chromadorea; Rhabditida; Rhabditidae
Exons: 5
Coding region: 1-666 (221 amino acids)
Source: RefSeq, a predicted model, not a curated record
AUGAUCUACGAAUUCGGGAGUACGGUAUGUCAAGUUUUUGAAAUUGGAGAGGUAACAUCGGUGAAAAGAAACAAUGACAUUGGAAAACGAUUUGGCUAUAAAAUUGCGGAUUCAAAAAACCCAACAUGUCCAGGAGGGGAUACUGUAGGCGGAGAGGGACACUACUUCGAAACCAAUGAAACAUCGGGUCGUCAAAUCUACCAAAGCUACAGUAUCUCGUAUGACACGAUUUCGGAAUCUUGGAUUUUCAAUUCUUCAGCUAUUAGAAUGUGUCUAAAUGAAAGAUUCAAAAUGUUCUUGAGAGAAAAAGGACCCUGGUGUCUAGUUGUAAUGAGCUCACUGACUAUAGUAUCAGAAGAUCAUAGAUAUUCAGAGCGAGCCAAUGAUACGAACAAAUCGAAUGUAUGGUUGGAUGGAGUUCGAAAACCGGAAUGUAUUGGGAAUUCUAGCUGUCAAGGGGUCAAUGCAUUCUUCUUCACCGACCCAUUCCUUUCUGAGAACCCGACAGGAUUUCUUUGGAAUCCAAAUCAACCGAAUGGAAUUUCCAACGAUUGUUUGGUUUGGAGGAAUAACCCAGAUGGUAGCUCUGGGAUUGAUGACGUUCCGAACACAGUGGACAACUUGACUUGUUUCAAUGCAUAUAUGUGUGGACAGCCACCAACUUGA